Molecule: messenger RNA, 4373 nt
Organism: Nematostella vectensis (starlet sea anemone)
Lineage: Eukaryota; Metazoa; Cnidaria; Anthozoa; Actiniaria; Edwardsiidae
Product: transcriptional repressor NF-X1
Exons: 27
Coding region: 775-4044 (1089 amino acids)
Biological process (GO): negative regulation of transcription by RNA polymerase II
Cellular component (GO): nucleus
Molecular function (GO): DNA-binding transcription factor activity, RNA polymerase II-specific; RNA polymerase II transcription regulatory region sequence-specific DNA binding; zinc ion binding
Source: RefSeq, a predicted model, not a curated record
AGGUUAUUUUGAAGGUAACGUCAUCAGCCGGGCAUUGUGGCGCAUGCCUGUAAUCCAGCUGCUUGGAGGCUAGAGAUGUUGAAUGGCUUGAGGUGUGGAUUCCUGAUGGCGGUCGUGCUAUGUCGAUCGGGUGUCCGCGCUAAGUCGGGCGUCAAUAUGGUGCCUUGAGAGGAGUCCCGAGUCACCAGGUUGGUUAAAGAGGAGCGUACCGGCCCAGGGUGGAAACACAGCAGGCAAAAGCUCCCGCGUUCGACAGUAGUGGGAUAGCAUCUGUGAAUAGGCGGCCGUCAACAGCCAUGCCAAGAUAGUUGAACUCAUCUCUAUUUUUUCCCUUUUUUUUCAAGUUACAAUAUCCACCGACGUGGAAGGGUUUAUAAAUAGACUACGAUGGCCUAGAUCCUUUUUUGACUAUCUUUAACUACUAUUUUCUAUUUAUCCUAUGCCCAAAAUACUUUUAAUGGCUUUCCUUUAGGCUUUUGCAUAGACUGAGAUUACAUUUCUAGACCAACGGUUUUUCUCUGUACGUACCGACCUAGAAAAAAAACAACUUCCGAUGUAAUCUACUUGGUUACUCUGGGCUUCCUGUGGUCUGAGGACUAACCUUGCGCCGCGUUACUUAUCAGCGGACUUCUAUAAAAACAUAGUUCUCGUUUUUCAUUGCGCCAUCAAAACAACAUAAAAAUGUGAAAAUUCGACCGUUUGCGUUCGAUCACGAAUUAACCAGUACGCUACCAGUGUCUUCAGGCCGCCUGCAGUGUUUUAUAGAGAUAAUAAAUGGAGGGUGGCUAUUCCAAUGAAAGUGCUUGCAGUGUAAAGGAUAAACCUUCAGAAUCCUUUGACGGAAAGCCAACUUCUGAAGAACAAAAACCCCAAGAAAUAUUUACUAGCAGUGCAAGUAGAAACGGUGGUUUUACUGUAGAUGAGAAACGGAGAGGCAGACGCCGUAAACCGAGAACCAGGGUAAGACCAAACAGAGACACAGCUGAAGGUGCUGUUGCUACAGAAAAGACGCAGAAGAAGAAUGAUGAAAUGAUUGGCUGGCUAAAUGAAAAACUUUCAACAACUGGUAGCAAUGGCAAAUUAGGGUCAGAAAGUGGGGUGGGUGAGCUAGCUGCUGCUGUGUCUGACAGACAAAAAGGCAGAGGCCGAGCAAGAGAACAUAGAGGGAAGCCAUUUGGGCCUAGAGACUCCAGUGGGGAAUGGAAAGGCAGAAAUACAAAUGAAAAUAAUUACCAUGGAAAUACUAGAGCUAAGUCUGGGCGUGGAAGGAAUCAAAGGCCAGAUUUAAAGUAUGAUGAUAAACCUCCAUUGGACCCCAAACAUGUUGGAGAUUCCAAUGGUUUAGAAUUUGAUCAGAUGGGAAAAAGCUUAACUGAAUUGCCAAGCUGGAGAAGAAGAAACGAAGGAAGGCAGAAUAUGGAUUACGAAAAUAGCAUGUCUGAUGCAACAGCACAUGAGCAAAAAGGGUAUCCUAAUGGCCAUUACAAUGGUUCAAGAAAUUUUAAGCUAACUAAAUACCCAGAUUAUCAUUAUGGAUCUGAAGACAGCUGGAGAUCCCCUCACAAGCAAAAUGCAUAUUUUCGAAAAUCCCCAUUCAAGAGUAGAAAGGAAAAAUCAAGUACAGAUUUCUCAUCAUUCGUUGAUCCAAAUCAUUCUGCUCAAGGGGUUGCAUUAACAGAACAAUUAAUGAGUGAGACAUAUGAGUGCAUGGUCUGCUGUGAGAAGGUGUGGUGCAGCAGUGCCAUCUGGAGUUGUACCAACUGCUUCCAUGUCUUUCACCUUAAGUGCGCUAGGAAGUGGGCAACAUCUGCUACCUCAGAAGUUAAAGGAGGAGAUGGAGGCUGGAGGUGCCCUGCUUGCCAAAAUGUCUCUAACUCUGUUCCUAAUGUCUAUUGGUGUUUCUGUGGGAAACUCAAAGAACCAAGAUGGAAUCCAAGAGAGGGUAUUGUCCCACAUAGCUGUGGAGAACUUUGCCAAAAGAGCAGGGAUAUAAACAACUGCCCUCAUAAAUGCAACUUACUAUGCCACCCUGGUCCUUGCCCUACUUGUCCUGUUAUGGUGGCUAAAUCCUGUGAGUGUGGAAAAACAAGUCAGCAAGUUCGAUGUGGUCAGACUGGGGUGAUUCUGUGUACAGAUGUCUGUGAAAAACUUUUGAACUGUGGGAACCACAACUGUCAGCGUACCUGCCAUUCUGGGCCUUGUGAUCCCUGUGAUGUUGAAGUUCAGCAGGACUGCUACUGUAGCAAGACUACUAGAAAAGUUCUGUGUGGUACAGGAGAGUAUGACAUCGUUGAUGACCAUGUUGGGUACUUCAGCUGUGAGGAUAGAUGUGAAAGAGUCCUGGACUGCUCCAACCACCACUGUGAAAAAGUCUGCCACAAGGGAAGCUGCAAGUCUUGUGAGCUCAAGCCAGAGGCUGUAUCCCACUGUCCUUGUGGGAAAACAGCACUUACUGAAAUCUUAGGAGAGAACAAUAUGAGACAGCAAUGCCUCGAUCCCAUCCCAACUUGUGGCCUUGUGUGUGGGAGACUGUUACCAUGUGCUCUCGGCCAAGAAGGGUCCAGCGCACAAGAAACAUCACACACUUGCAAGCUGACUUGUCAUCACGGUCCAUGUGGUCCUUGUGAUGGUGAUACAUCCCUAAGAUGCAGAUGUGGUGCAACUGUUAAGAAAGUCAGGUGCAUUGAAGUGACAUCAGAAGAUUUUCUAUGUGAUCAACGGUGCAACAAGAAACGGCAGUGUGGUAGACAUCGCUGUAACCAGAAAUGCUGUGUGGAUACAGAGCACAGAUGUGAGCUGGUCUGCGGGAAAAAGCUUCGCUGUGGGACACACACUUGUUUAGAGUUGUGUCACAGAGGAUACUGCCCCCCCUGUUAUAUGACCGGUUAUGAUGAAGUUACAUGCCAUUGUGGGGCCACGAUUCUUUACCCACCCAUCCCUUGUGGGACACCUCCACCCAACUGCCCCUACCCCUGCUCACGGCAGCACUCCUGUUCACACCCAGUGAACCACUCAUGCCAUAGUGAAGAAGUAUGCCCGCCCUGCACAGCACUUACCCAGAAAAUGUGUGCAGGGGGACAUGAGCUUCGGCAUAGCAUUCCAUGUCAUGUGACAGAUGUGUCUUGUGGUCGGCGAUGUGACCGUCCCUUGCUGUGUGGGCAUACAUGUUCCAGGACCUGCCAUAAGCCCCCUUGCCUUGGGGAACAGGAGCCAUGCACACAGCCCUGUGCCAACCCUCGGGAGGAGUGCGAUCACCCAUGCGGGGCCCCCUGUCACCCCGGUCAGCCCUGCCCAUCCGUCCCAUGCAAAGUAAAGAUCACUGUCAGCUGUAAAUGUGGUAGACGCUCUGAUGUGGUUCAGUGUUUGCGAGGAGGUGAUAAGUCUGCACCUGCGUACCAACGGUUUACAACAGAAUCACUGGCUGACAAGAUGAAGAACAUUCAACUGGGACAAACGGUUGACAUUAGUGGGAUUCUUCUGAAUGACCAGUUCUCUAUCAGACACAUCGAAUGUAAUGAAGAUUGUGCUAUUCAAGAGCGGAAUAGGAGACUCGCCCAAGCACUCGAUGUUAACCCUGAAUCUUCAGCCUUUUCUGCCAAUGUCACCUUUUCACCAUUUCUGCUAGCCGAGGCAAAGUUUAACUUCCCCUUUAUCAAAUCCAUUGAGGAAGUGUUUUAUGGAUUAAUCGAAAGUACCACCAAGGGAUCAUUAACGCAGAAGUCGCACGCGUUUAAUCCCAUGAACUCCCACCAGCGACGCAUCAUCCACGAGUUGGCGUCACAUUACAAUCUGUGCAGCCGCAGUUACGACCAGGAACCCAAACGAAACACAGUGGUUACAGCUACCAGGGACUCUCGGUUGCCUCCAGUCUUGCUGACUUCCCAAAUAACAAGCAAAUCGAAUCCCGCAGCGCCCGUGUUUGUCCCGUACCUUGGCUCCACGCCCGCAGAAAAACCCAGGGUCAUCAAAGAUUCAAAGCCAGAUGCGAAGAGCAAAACCUGGGUACAAGCCCCGGACUACUUUGCGGACGAUUUUGCCGAUUAGCCUUCACACCACCACACAUAUAUCUGUGAUUGUUUGGUUAUGUGAAAAUUAUAAAGAUAUUGCUGUUAUAUUUUGAUACUAUAUCUUUAAAACUCAAAAUGUACAAACAAAUUAAUUUUGGCAGUCCUCGAAUGUUUGGCCGUUAUAUUAUUAAGGCCGUCUUAUUUUUUCUUCGGUAACGUCGCGUAAGCUGUUAUGUCUCCUCUCUUUCUUUUCUUUGUUGUGAAAAGCCGGAUAAACCCAGAAAAUGGUGGAAAAUUCUGAACAGUAUUUUGUUUCUUGUAGGGCAUUGAACAGUCUAAGAAAUAAACUGUCUCUUGGUGUCAUAA